AUGGCGCCGCAAAGAAUCUCGCGCGCGCUGCUGCUGGCCGCGACGCUCGCCAUCUGCGCGUCGGCGGCGUCGAGCGGCAACUCGACGGCGCACCACGACGACCACGACGACCACGACGACGACCACGGCCACCACGGCCAGUUCGACCACUUCAACUCCAUGUUCUUCAUGGUCGUCUUCGUCGUCGUCGUCUGGAUCGUCGGCAAGAGCUGCGGCGCCGUGGGCAUCCCGUCGCUCGUGGGGGAGAUCUGGGUUGGCAUCGUCCUAGGCCCGGCGCUCCUCGACUUCGUGCCGAACCCGGCGGUGCUCAAGUCCGUCGGCGAGAUCGGCCUCGCGUUGCUGGUCAUCGAGGCGGGGCUCCACGUCGACCUGGAGAUGCUCGAGAUCAUCGGCGCGCGCGGGCUCGCCGUCGGCGGUUUAGGCAGCGCGCUGCCGCUGUGCCUCGGCGCGGGCGCGGCGACCCUGUGGGGCGCGCCGCCGGUCAAGGCCUUCGUCGUGGGCGCCUGCAUGGCGACGAUGUCGACGGGCAUCGCGCUGAACGUGCUCAAGGCGGGCACGGUGCUGAACCAGCCCAUCGGCCAGCUCAUCAUCGCCGCGGCGACGGUGAACGAGAUCGUCAACAUCACGCUGAUCACGACGGUGACAAACAUCGUCAACGACGUCGAGGUCAUCGAAUACGUCAUCCCCAUCGUCAUCAUGUUCGUCCUCAUCGCCGUCAUCGGCUACCUCGCCGUGAACGUGAUCCCGCGCGCGCUGCAGGACCGGCUCCUGCCGCGCGUCGCGCAGCCCCAGCGGCCCAAGGCCGUCCUCGCCUGCGUCUUCGUCGCCGCGAUGGUGCUCAUCCCCGGCUGCAAGUACAGCGGCUCGUCGGAGCUGCUCGGCGCGUUCCUCGCGGGCUUCUGCUUCUGCAGCGACCACGCGGUCCACGAGUGCUGGGACCGCCAGGUCAAGCGCGUCAUGCACUGGCUCCUCCGCCUCUUCUUCGCGUGCACCAUCGGCUUCGAGCGGCGCUUCGAGAUCCCCGUGACGGAGUGCUUCAAGGCGGGCACGCUCGCCAAGGCGGGGCUCCUGGUCUGCUGCAUCUUCGGCAAGCUCGCGAUGGGCUGCUUCGCGCAGCCCCGCGACGCGGACCACUUCUGGAUUCUGGCGUUCGCCUGGGGCGAGUGGGGCGAGUUCAGCUUCCUCAUCGCGACGGCCGCGCGGAGGGUCGACGGCGACGGCAUCCUCGACUCCGGCACGUACAACGCGAUCUGCCUCGCGGUGCUCGUGUCCAUGAUCAUCUGCCCCGCGGGGCUGCGGAGCACGCUCGAGGCCUACGAGCGCAAGGCCAAGUUCCAGAUCGCCGAGGCCAUCGCGGACACGGCGGACGUGUCCGGCGCGGUGCACGCGACCUACUUCUGCCUCCAGACCAAGUCGCACGCGACGUGGGAGCAGAGCGACCACCUCCUGGCGGCGACGACGCGCAUGGGCUGCGACAUCAUCGACAGCCGCCAGUGGCACCCGAACGACCACUUCGGGCUCGCGCACUGCGUCAACGAGAUGUACAUCCGCGACACGUCCCUGGAACUGCCGACGACGCUGGACAUGGACGAGGCCCAGGAGGCCCGGCUUCAGGCGCGCAUCGACGAGAUCCUCGACGCGGUGCGCGCCGCGCUGCGCGAGGACGAGCACCAGGGCGCGGAGAUCCGCGUCCAGCGCUGGCUCCCGGGCUGCCACGUCGAGCACGACGAGGCCUCGGGCCGGCCGCGCCUCGCGACGAACGCCGACGCCAUGGUCAAGGUCGAGGCGCUCGCCGCGGACGCGAACGUCUACCGCGGCGACGACGGCAAGUUGAGGGGCGCGGGCUUCGGGGGCUGGCACCAGGCCAAGGUCGAGCAGAGCCAGCGGCGCCUCAGCGGCCUGACGCGCGCCGCGAGCGACGCGUCCGUGAAGGACGUCGAGCUGGCGGACAUCAAGGAAGGCGAGGCCCAGAAGGCGGACGAGGCGCCGCCGCCGUACUCGCGGUUCUCGAGCGCGCGCCAGAUGAGCUCCUUCCGCGACUCGAGCGUGCGCCGCCUCUCGCGGGGCACGUCCAUCGCCCAGCGCCUCUCGGAGACGGCGCGGCGCGCCUUCGAGCCCACGCGGCGCGAGUCGGGGUUGCACUCGGAGACGCUCGCGAACGCGUUCCACGUCGAGGCGCACCACGAGCUCGACGGCUUCGUCCACCUUGGCGCGCACCACCCCUUCGCCCUGCCCAGCGCCCUGCCGGACGACGACGACCACGAGAAGGAGGACGCGCUGCUCUACGGCGAGGACGUCUACUUCAACGCGCGGCGCCGCACGCUCACGGAGGCGCCGCCGCCCGUGGGCCGCUGCUCCAUGGUCUCGGAGGCGUCCGAGGCGCUCCUCGGCGGCGGCGACGACGCCGAGUCGCACUACCUCCCGCGGAACGCGAGCUUCCAUCAGCACGACGCUGCGUGGAAUUCAACCACUGGUUUGGGGGGUCCUGACCAAACUUGA
Messenger RNA from Aureococcus anophagefferens, 2499 nucleotides. RefSeq lists its product as hypothetical. Gene Ontology annotation, cellular component: membrane. The transcript has 3 exons. Lineage: Eukaryota; Pelagophyceae; Pelagomonadales; Pelagomonadaceae. Gene Ontology annotation, biological process: proton transmembrane transport. Gene Ontology annotation, molecular function: antiporter activity. The record is from RefSeq and is a predicted model, not a curated record. Bases 1 to 2499 code for a protein of 832 amino acids.